Uncinocarpus reesii 1704 is the source of this 558-nucleotide messenger RNA. RefSeq lists its product as uncharacterized. The record is from RefSeq and is a predicted model, not a curated record. Lineage: Eukaryota; Fungi; Ascomycota; Eurotiomycetes; Onygenales; Onygenaceae. Bases 1 to 558 code for a protein of 185 amino acids. The transcript is spliced from 2 exons.
AUGGCUCCACCCAUGCCGGCCUGUGGUGGAACAGCACCGACGACACGCGGGAAGGGAUGUUGCGGUUGCUGCUGUUGGUGGAUCUGGGGCGGGAUGGGCUCUUGGGGAUACAGGCCAGGAUUCUGGGGGAAUUGGAGGCCACCGGAGGCUGCUGCAGAAAGGCCUGCUGGUACGGGAGGGGCGGUUGGUUCAUCGUUGAGGGUUGCGAUCGAGUCGACUCUGGCCCGACGAUACGAUCUCGACGACGACGACUCGGCGGUUGCGAUGCGUGUGGUCUGGAGAAAGGCAGAUGGGCGAGUGGCUUGUCCGGGAACCUUGUCGUUCAAGGAUCUCCAGCAUCCGAGCACCACGACUCGGCUGGGAGCUGGGUUGAGUCUCGGAGACAAUGCCGACGGUGGCCAGUGUCUUCUGCAGCAAGAUGUCUUUGCAGGCGGCUGCCAGGUGGUUCGUCUUGACUUCUCACUCGAAGCCUUUCCAUCGCGUCGAUUGCAGGAGAACAACGACCUGAAAAAUUCAUGCUGGAGGUACGGCGCCCGUAAUUACAGGCAUAUUUCUUAG